Morus notabilis is the source of this 1980-nucleotide messenger RNA. Its product is annotated as recQ-mediated genome instability protein 1. Gene Ontology annotation, biological process: resolution of meiotic recombination intermediates; double-strand break repair via homologous recombination. Gene Ontology annotation, molecular function: nucleotide binding. NCBI's taxonomy places the organism in Eukaryota, Viridiplantae, Streptophyta, Magnoliopsida, Rosales, Moraceae. Bases 52 to 1959 code for a protein of 635 amino acids. The record is from RefSeq and is a predicted model, not a curated record. The transcript is spliced from 8 exons. Gene Ontology annotation, cellular component: RecQ family helicase-topoisomerase III complex; nuclear body.
ACAACCAAAGAAAAAAAUCAGUAACUAUUCGCGAAAGCUCCUCUGACCAAAAUGCUCCCGCGACGCCUCGUUCUGAGCUCGUCUUCCGACGAAGACGACGAACCCCAUAAUCAGCCUCACCCACGCCACCACCAAGAAUCUCAGCCCCAGCCGCCAUUAAUCCUCUCACAAUCACGCAAUUCCGUAAACCCUAACCCUACCACUCCCAAUCCCUCCGUCGAGCUUCUCGAGAUCUCCGACGACGAAGAUUUCAUCGAUGUCUCCGACAAUCUCUCACCGCCGUCGCUUCCUACUCCCAAUCCUAACCCUAAUCCUAAUUCUCCUCCUCCUCCGCCGCCGCCGCCGCCGAGCUCCGGUGGUUGUCCGAUAAGCGAUAUUCUUUGGGGGCUAGGGUUGGGGCUGAAGAGAGAAUGGCUCGAUUUUUGUGUCCGGGGACUUGAGCAGGCGGUGCCGGGGUUUGGCGGCCUCGGAGUUGAUGCCAAGGCGAAGCUUUGCUUCGAGAAGUUUUUGGUCUCUGAUAUGAAUCGCUCCGGCGGCGGUGUGCUUCCCGAGAAUGUUGAUCGACUUCAUCUGGUUGAUCUACCCGGACCGUUUGUGUUGCAGGUUGAUGAGAUUGUUAACAUAAGUAAUCCUCUAAAGGGCAGGUAUCAGAAGGCACCUCCUGGUAUCAAGAGAUGCCUCAAGUUGUCGAUGACGGACGGCUUACAGCGUGUAUUUGGAAUGGAAUACAGACCUAUUAAGGAUCUUGACGCUUUGGCUCCUGCUGGAUUGAAGGUUGUCAUCUGUAAUGUGCAUAUACGACAUGGACUUCUUAUAUUGGUCCCUGAGGCCUUUGAAGUUUUAGGAGGAGUAGUUGAGGAAUUGGAAGCAGCAAGACAGCAGCUUGUUGAUGAAGUAAAUAAGCUUCCUAGGGGAAUAAGAACCAGGGGCGGAGUAGUUCCUCCUUUAAGGACUAGAGCAACUCUUGCUGCAUGGCCAUCUAACAGCGCUCAUGUAGCUGGAAACAUCAGUAAUAUGACAUCUGAGCACACAACCCCCAUUCGGGUGCACAACCAAGGUUCUACUUAUGUUGCACUUAGUACCGAUGCUGAUCAAAGAGUUGGGGGAGAGUUUCCUGGUGUCAGUAGUGAAGAAAGUGCUAUUCGCAAUUCAUCAACUAGUGUCAUUAUGGAUGUGGACGAACUUCCUAUUCCUGUAAGCACAGAAAGUGCCAUUCCUAAUCAAUCACCUCAAGUUGUCACUGGUGCAGAAGAGGCACCCUAUGUCGUCUUUAGUACGGUAGAGGAAGAAGUCCUUGUGGAUACUAUUCCUAAUAGCAGAGCUAAUAUUGCACCCAACUCAUCGACUGAUGUUGCUUCAAUAGCGGAGGAAAUUGAUAUGGAAUUGAUUCCUAGUAGAACGGACAAUCCCAUGUCUGAUACAUAUCCCAACGACGUUUUAAAUGACGAGGAAAUCCCUUUGGUUGAUGAGUUUGAACAUCCACUAAUACUAUCUGGGAACCGGGAAAUCCCAUUUACUUACUUAGCUAGUUUGUCAGCCAAGUGGACUGCAAUGAAAAAAAGUGUUCGUUCUGUUAAAGGAAUAGUUAAGUGUUUUUUAACCGGCGUGAAGCGAUUCGAGUAUAAGGACAGAACCUUUGAGCUUCAGGCUUAUGUCGAUGACGGUAGUCUCAUUUCUGAGAUUGUCAUUCAUCAUGAUGCUAUACAGAAAAUGAUAGGUCAUUCUCCACGGGAGGUAACGGCCGCUCUUUCUUCUUCUGACCCGACAACAGCUCAAAAUAUCAGGGAGACAAUGAGGCAGUUCCAAAGCUUUCUAGCAAAAUUUGAGGGGAAAAUGCUUAUAGAGAUAAAUGAAGCCUCUCCUCUUCCAGUUGCUCUAGAGAUGAACCAGGGCUGUUCUGAAUCCGAUGCGCAGUUGCUGUUGCGAAGAUUCAGGUCCUCUAUUCUAGCACAAACAUAAGAGUCUCUCUCUGUUCUCAUA